Acanthochromis polyacanthus (spiny chromis) is the source of this 2006-nucleotide messenger RNA. RefSeq names its product complement component 8, alpha polypeptide (gene c8a). The record is from RefSeq and is a predicted model, not a curated record. Gene Ontology annotation, molecular function: protein binding. NCBI's taxonomy places the organism in Eukaryota, Metazoa, Chordata, Actinopteri, Pomacentridae. The transcript is spliced from 11 exons. Gene Ontology annotation, cellular component: membrane attack complex. Gene Ontology annotation, biological process: immune response. The coding region runs from base 76 to 1872 and encodes 598 amino acids.
AAGUCCCCUCAGAAUUACAACAGUUGUUUUGUGAUGUGGCAUUUGAGCAUUUAGGACCAGGUACUUUUUUCCAGCAUGGGGAUUUUAAAUUAUGUCCUCCUGGGUUUAUGCACACUGCAUCUGUUUAUCAGUUUAAGCACCAAUGUGGACGCGUCCAGGGAGCCACGGACAACUGCUGAUAACAGUGGUGCUGCGAUGAGGAGGGCCAGAGCUGUGAGCAGACCGAUACCAAUCAACUGUAUGCUGGGGAGCUGGUCGGCUUGGACACAGUGUAACUCCUGCACAGACAAAAAGUUCCGUUUCCGAAGCCUCGAGAAACCAUCACAGUUUGGUGGGACCGAAUGUGUCGAGGGACUGUGGGGGAGGUUGGCAUGUCCGACAUCAAGCACACAGUGUCUGCAACCGGAUUACUGUGGAGAGAGUUUCACCUGCAAUGAAACAGGGCGCUGUAUCAGCCAGUCCCUUCGCUGUAAUGGAGAACCGGACUGUGAUGAUUUUUCUGAUGAAGAUGAAUGUCAAGAUUUCAACCGGAGAGAAGACAAGUGUUCCGCUCUAAUGCCGAUCCCUGGUGCUGAACGUGGCACUCAGGGCUUCAACAUCUUGACUGGAGAUUUUGUUGAUCACGUACUUGACCCAAAGUACUUUGGAGGACAGUGUGAAUAUGUCUACAACGGUGAAUGGAGGAAGUUCAUUUAUGAUGCCUUCUGUGAGAACCUGCACUACAAUGAAGAUGAGAAAAACUACCGGAAACCUUACAACUACCACACUUACCGUUUUGUGGCUCAAGCUACAUCAGAGGGCUCUCAUGAGUAUUAUGAAGAUUUGACUGCCCUGCUGACAGCAAGGAAAACUAUGUCCUCAUCCAAUGGUGGAGUCUCAAUUGGGAUCAAUUACUUGGAAGUUGGACUGAGUGGCAGCAGUGAAUCACAGUUUCUCAGGAACUUAACACAGCAUAAAAGUCAGGACCUUGGCUUCAUUAGACUUCAGUCCAAAGUACAAACUGCUCACUUCAAGAUGAGAACCAAUAAGCUGAUGCUUCAUGAAGAUUUCUACAUUUCACUCAUGGAGCUCCCAGAACAAUAUAACUUUGGGAUGUACUCAAAGUUCUUCAACACAUUCGGCACCCACUAUGUCACAGAAGGAACCAUGGGGGGAACCCUGGAGUAUGUUGUGGUCGUCAACAAAACGUCGAUGGCAGAAUCAAAGAUUGAGGCUAAACAAGCUGGUAGAUGCUUCGGUGCCUCUAUUGGUUUUAGCUAUCCAUUUGAAGAACAGGCAUCAGUAGCUCUGAAGCUGAAAGGAAAGUUCUGUGAUAAAGGGGGAGAAUUCAGUCAAGGUAAAGACUCAAGUUCAUCUGUGAUUGAGGACAUUGUCACUCUAGUAAAGGGAGGAAUCACAGACAGCAGCGCUGGUCUGUUGGCUAUCAGGAGCGCUGACACCUACAAAAAGUGGGGAGCAUCUCUCAAAUACAACCCAACAGUCAUUGAACAUGAGACCAUGCCAAUUUAUGAGCUUGUGCGCCUCAGCACAGCUGCUGACCAUGUAGGUGCGAGAAUAAACAACUUGCAGAGGGCCUUGGACGAGCAUCUGCAGCAGUUCGACCCCUGUCGCUGUGCCCCUUGUAGGCACAACGGGAUCCCCAUCCUCUCAGGAACCUCCUGUAACUGCAUCUGUAAGUCAGGAUACCAGGGAGACGCCUGUGAAGAGACGCUCAGGAGAGAUACCAAGACAGAUGGGUCGUGGUCCUGCUGGGGGUCUUGGUCAACCUGCACAUCAGGAAGGAAGACUAGGACACGAGUCUGUAAUAAUCCUCCACCUGAUGGAGGUGGAGCAAACUGCCUGGGCUCCACUACUCAGGCUCGUCGCUGUUAAAGAGAAGCUUGUCUCAGGUUUCGGGGUAAAAAUGAACAAAGCUGUCCUUCUAGACAUCUUUUCAAAACAUCAAAGGCCUCAGAAAUGAAAUUACACUCUCUAUCAAAAGUGGCAAUAAACAUGUGCUGUACAGA